Galendromus occidentalis (western predatory mite) is the source of this 948-nucleotide messenger RNA. RefSeq lists its product as uncharacterized. The record is from RefSeq and is a predicted model, not a curated record. Lineage: Eukaryota; Metazoa; Arthropoda; Arachnida; Mesostigmata; Phytoseiidae. The transcript has 3 exons. Bases 1 to 948 code for a protein of 315 amino acids.
AUGUCUGUGGUCUCGAAUGGUUUGAAGCACGUCAAUUCGAGAGCGGUCGCGGGUCAGAUGCCAUGCACUGAUCUCCUGCGACAACAAGUCACCGGCAAGGAGGAAAGUUUCGUGUUUUACGAUUCGGGAGAGGGUGAUCCCGACCGGAUCCGCGUCUUCGCAACCCCCGGCAAUUUGAACCUUCUUCGGAAAUAUGAUGAGUGGUUUGUAGACGGCACAUUCGAAGUCUGUCCUGAGAUAUUCCAUCAGCUGUACACUAUACACGUCAACCUGCCCGAUGGGAAGACAGUUCCGCUCCUCUUCUGUCUAUUACCUUCCAAAGCUUCAGAGACGUACCGUAGACUCCUAGAAAGCAUUGUCGGAGCAUUGAACGGUUCCUCCCCGCGACUGAUCCAUAUCGACUUCGAAGUGGCCAUGAUAAAAGAACGAUACGGAGAAGACCCGGACUUUGCUCUGCAAGUUCGCAUGUUCUCGGCGUUGUCUUUCGUCCCAACGAGGGACUUGCUGCCCGUGUACGAUUCACUCCUGCGAUCGGACUUCGUUAAAGACAACAACUACAUGUUGACUCCUUUCAUCAAUUAUUUCGAAAGCACAUGGGUUGGAAGGGAGCGCAGUAAACCUCGUAUGAAGCACGAGUGGUGGAACGUGCAUAGCUCAGUCCUGGAAGGUAUAGCGCGAACUAACAACGCAGUAGAAGCAUGGAACUCGGCGUUCUCUGAAAGAGUAGGAUCUUCGAAUCCGAACUUAUUCAGGUUCGUUGAAAUUUUGAUAACUGAACAAGCUAAAAUGGACUUCAUGGUUAACAAUUGCCUCGCUCAGGGAUCAAACACCGUGCCGAAAAAGCGAUAUCGAGACCGAAAGAAGAGGCUUGAAAAUCUGGUGUCAUCUUAUGAUCAACGGGGGACGCUAGAUUUACUCGAAGCGAUUGCGCAUAACAUUUCAUUUUGA